Messenger RNA from Alosa alosa (allis shad), 11731 nucleotides. RefSeq names its product SZT2 subunit of KICSTOR complex (gene szt2). The record is from RefSeq and is a predicted model, not a curated record. NCBI's taxonomy places the organism in Eukaryota, Metazoa, Chordata, Actinopteri, Clupeiformes, Clupeidae. Gene Ontology annotation, cellular component: peroxisome. Bases 123 to 11708 code for a protein of 3861 amino acids. The transcript is spliced from 76 exons.
CUAAAUAAACAACAAUUUCUGAGACCACUGCAACCGAAAGCUUAGCCAAAUCGAUAUAAAGAGGGUGUCUGUCAUCAACGGAUCCGGACAACCGAUCUUCUAGUAAUGCACUACACCAAGGCAUGGCUGAAAGACAGGACAAUGAGGUAGAGGAGGCAGACCAGGUUUUCCUGCUUAUGAAGGAGGAGUACCGCAUCUCUCGCAAUGUCCGUCUUGCCUGGUUCCUGAGCAAACUCAACCAGGUCAUUCAGCCCUCGCCUAAGGCUGAAUUGGACAAGUCAGAGAAUGAGCUAGACGUUCUGAGUAUUCUGCCCAAAGGAUGGCAGGCAGAGUUUUCUCCCUCUACUCUGCCCUACCAGCUGGUGCCGGCCUCGUGCGUCAACUUCCUGGCGCGCCGCUACCGCUUCAUCAUAGAGCUGGACCUCAGCCCCUCCACAGGGAUUGUGGAUGACUGCACAGGUGAGAUGAUUUUCGACGAAGUGUUCCAUGCUCUGUCCCGGUGUCUGGCCGGCUUGGCCCGACCCUUUAAAGUGCCUGGAACAGACCUGCUCUUUAAGCCCAUGGUGUUCAUCACCAUCCUGGCCUACUCCUCCAUCAUUGGACUCAACACUCACCAGGUGUUGGUGCAGGGCUGCCAGUUGGAUGGGACUGACCUGGAUAAGUUCCUGCAGCAGAUCUAUCAGCAGCUGCGAGCUGUGGAGAACAACAUCGCCGAGGUGCUUCAACAGCAGAACGACCAGGCCAGGGGACAGCAGUGUGAUGGAGGCUCCAUCUGCCAUGGGCUGCCCAGCGACGUCAUGGAAGAAGAGCCUCAGAGGAAGCUGGGAGUUUCCAUGGUGACGGCGGAUGUUGGACUAGUCAGUAUGGUACGGCAGGGUAUCCUCGCCCUCCAGCUCCUGCCCCCAAACUCCAGCGCAGGUAUAAUCAUCAUCACUGAUGGAGUCACCAGUGUGCCGGACGUGGCCGUGUGUGAAACCCUGCUGAACCAGCUGAGGAGUGCCACGAUUGCCUGCUCUUUUGUCCAGGUGGGUGGAGCAUACUCGUACGACUGCAGUUUUGGCUACAUCCCCAACGUGGAGCUGAUGAAGUUCAUCUCCCUGGCCACGUUCGGCUCGUACCUGUCCACCUGUCCCGAGCCGGACCCCAGCAGCCAGGAGAUGAACACCUACCACAAGGCUUUCCUCACCUACUCCUUCCUCAAGACCAGCGAGUCACUGAACCCGGAGUACUACUGCUUUGCUCAGCACAAGCUCUUUAAUGAACACCUGGUGUCGACCAGUGGGAAUCCCGCGCUCAUGAUGCGGCGGAAGAAACACACGGAGAAGGAAGUGCACGCGGACCUGGUCAGCGUGGUGUCCGUGCGACUCCGAGAGGGCUACACCAUACGCGAGAUCAGCCUCUGUAAAGGGGGCACCCAGCUGGAGGUGAAGCUGGUGCUGCUGUGGAAGCACAACAUGCGGAUCGAGUAUCUGGCGGUGGCCUCCUGGCCCCUGGAGCCGGCCAACCGCACCACCUGGGUGGAGGUGUCCAUGGAGGGCAGCUAUGACAUUCUGCACGACAUCAGCUGCACCAUGAAGAAGCCCAUCACCAGCCCCUACCGCACCUCCGUCAUCCGCCGCUUCUGGAACACGCUACAGAGCAUAAACCAGACGGACCAGAUGCUGGUCCACUUGCAGUCCUUCAACUCAAUCUCUGAGCACUACACCAUUCCUGAGAGCACAAAGAACGGAGUACCACUCUUCUACAUCCCCCCUGGAUCCACCACCCCUGUUCUCUCCCUGCAGCAUAGUGGCUCCAAAGACUCCAGCCAGUCCCAGUUUGCCUCCUACUGGAAGCCCAUCCUCUCCAUGGACGCAAACUUCUGGCAGCGUUGGCUGCACAUGCACCGCAUCGCCAUUAUCCUGGAGCAUGACACGCCGGUACCUAAACAUGUGCACAACGCUGGCAGCAACGGGCGCUUCAGCACCAUCCAGUGCCGCAUCUCCCACUCAGCCCUCACCUCCCUGCUGCGGGACUGGAGCAGCUUUGUGCUGGUGGAGGGCUAUUCUUACGUCAAGCUCAUCUACAGUGCUUCAGACCAGCCACCCACUUCCUUCUACCUGGUGCGGCUGAUCUCCAAAGCCCCUUGCAUGGUGCUGCGACUGGGCUUCCCUAUUGGAACCCUGGCUCACACCAGGAACAAGAUUGUGGACGAGCUGCGGGAGCAGAUCCUGAGGCUGCGCUUCCCCCACCGUGUCCAGAACAAGGAGGCCACGCCCAAGACCAAGAGGAAAGUGCUGGGCAACAACACCUCGCCCUCCAAAUCGCCGCCACUUCCGGCCCUUAAGCCCGCGCUGUCUGACCGGCCCUGUGUGGUGCUGCUCCACAAGCCCCUGGAGAAGAUGCUGAUCAGGUACGAGAAGCUCCCACUGGACUUUCGCACGCCCUUCAUCCUCAACAUGGAGCCGUUCGCCCAGCCACCCAACAUGGCCGUUCCGCUGAGUUCGGCGGCCGGCCGCACGGCCUCGUCCACGCUGGCCUCACUCUCGCGCUACUUCCUGCACCAGCGCUGGGUGUGGACUGUGCAGAGUGGCCUGGGCCCUGCCGUCUCCCUGCAGGCCGUGGCCCACAUCCUCUCCAUGUUGGCCGAGAUUCGCAUCUCCGAGGGCUUUCACUACGCUGCCAGCGGGGAGGGCAUUGUCAACAUGGUGACAGAACUUCCGAUGAAGGGCCAGCCUGUUGGCGUGCAGGAGGAGAGUCACACCUGCAUAGUGCAAUACAUCCUUUUCCCCCCACACUCUACCUCCACAAAGGACAGCUUUUCCACCGACGAUGACAACGACACUGAGGUGGAGGCCAUCGACGUGGACACGGAGUUGAACCUGGUGACGGAGUGCUGGGUGGAGCCCCAGAGCGGGACUGUGUUGAGCACCCUGGAGCAACAGCGCCACCUACUGGGGCUCACCUACCAGGAGAUCCCGCAGGCAAUAUUCCCCCGAGACGUGGCGUGCAUGUCCACCAUGAUGACCUUCGAGUACCUGAGCCAGUUGUGCCAGAAUAAGGAGCAGGUGUACCCCUUCUGUUGCGCCAAGGACACUGCUGAGGGUGACGUUCCUGCCAGUACUGAGAGCAUCCAGACGGUGCCCUUCCAGUUCGACUUGAUGAAGCUUCUACCCAAGUGCCAACAGAUCGAGAUUUUUUUCCUCACCCUUAGCAGAGCGGAGAAUGAGGAGGUACUCCAGGGCGCCCCCUCUCUGCCCAACGAGCUCCUGCUCAGCCUCUUCCACAGCUCCCUGCAGCAUGACCUCAGCGACCGUGAGAUCCCGUUGGCCGACGUGGACCAUGUGACCUUUAUGCAUCACAUCCUGGGCAGGGAAAGGGAGGGUCAUGUAGCCCCUUUCUCCCUGCCUGUUAUCAAAGAGGAGUGUCUGAAGCCCCCAGACAGGCAGGACACGGUCAUGUCCAUCCACACCAUUGCGAGCAGCAAAGAUGCCACUGGCUCCACCAGCACUCUGCAGAGUUUCAGCAAUGCGGAGCUGGUGGACGAGGAGCAGCCGCUGGAGGGCCGAGGGGGGAGCUCCAUACCCCAGUGGAAGUGCUAUGUCAAAUAUGUCAACUCCCAGCAAAUCUUUCUCACCUUUUUACCUGCCACCUUCACUGACGUGCAGAUCCUGAUGUCCUCAGGGCUGGAGACUGAGCUUACAGCCAACGGCAGUUUCCAGGACGACGAGCACACCCUUAACCAGUCCCAGACGGACUCCCACUCCCACUCCGGCUCCGUCAACGGGCUGGCGGACUCUGGGGGUACUCAGGAGCCCUUCUCCCCACUGCUGUCCCCCACCAGCCUGGCCACAGAGCAGGGGGCACUGGGCAGCCUGGGCAGCCUGGCCACAGAGCAGGGGGCACUGGGCAGCCUGGGCAGCCUGGGCAGCCUGGCCUCCCUGGCCUCAGAGCAGACCAACGGGACCGCGGAGGAGCGAGAAGGCGUUCAGUUUGCUGAGCCGCAGCGGCGUGACCUCCACAUCACCUUCAGCCGCCAGGGGUCCCAGCAGAGCUCGGGCGACGCUGCUCGCCCCCGCUGCCCCGUCUACGUCUACAACUGCUCUCUGGACACCCUGAAGGAGCAGCUGGUCAACGCCAACGCUGGCCGCCAACCCCGGGACGUCUUCCUCAGACCUCAAGAUGCAGACUCCUGGGAACUGUGUCAGCAGAUGAAGUUCAGGUCUCACUCCCAGGAACGCUGCAGCGCCCCCUCCUGGACAGAGCUGAUGCACCCCCACAAGCACAAAGAGCUGGCCAACUACUGCAGCCUCUUACAGGAGCAUUACCACCAGAGCUAUGUCAAAGGUGUUUACCGCAGCCUGCAGCAGUCGUACGGUAUCAGCUCCCAGGACGUGCUGACGACCAUGGACUACUGCGAGGAGUCGCUGCAAGAGAUCGACAUCACGGCCUUCCUGCAGACGCUCUGCGGCCAUGUGCGCGUCUUCAAGGAGCGCCACCGCGCCUUCGGGGGGCCAGGGGCCCCCGACCCCCCCAGUGCAACAGCCACCUUCAUCCUUGGGGAGGCAGAGGAGGAUGGCCCGAGGGAGAGGCCCGCCCUGGUCUCCUCCUUCAGCGUUGACCUGGAGGAUGGGAGCGAGGUCGAGAGUAGAGAUUGGUCAUCCGACCCCACCUCUCCACUCGCCGCAGACGAGCCCAAGUCCUCCAGAUUCCCAGAAUUCCCUCUGUCACUCCUCAGCUCCCAGCAGAAGUGUGAAGUGUAUCCAGAUCUCCACAAGAUUAUACAGGAUAAAUUCAUGGAGAUCGGUGCUCAAUACUUCAAGACGGUGCCUUCCAACCCACACUAUUUCUUCUACUGCCCGCCAUCGUCCAAGAAAGAGUGUGAGGAGGAGAGGAGGCCCAGUGAGGAGAUGGAGGUGUCCGAGGCAGAGCUGGCUACGGAGGACGAGACCAUGUCCGGCUGUCGCAUCGUGACGGAGAGCGACACGGAUCUUGAGGUGGAGUACCGGGAGCAGGCCGUGCGUCGGAUGGACGCCCUGGGCAGCAGUGGCGGCGAGGAGGAGGGUCCAGGCGGUGGUUAUGGCGCUGGGGGCAGAGGUGGAGGAGGCGAGGGUGAGGACGAGUCUCUGUCGGACUCGAACACCAUGAACCAGGACGAGGACUCCUUCAGCAUCCUGGACGGAGACUCGCUGCUGGAGGCCGAGGGGCCACAGCCCGAGAUGCCCCCGCUGUUCGUCCACCUCACCUGCUCCGUCAACAUCAAGAGCAGCCACGGCUCCAUGCCCAUCCAGACACUGCCCACCUGCCUGGGAGAGGUCAUUUCUUGCCUGGAGAACAAAGAGUCCCUUCAGUCAGUUGACCUGGGCGACCUUUCGGUUACUCUGGACAUUUUUGUCCUGACGUUGCCCCUGGAGAUAGAGGUCAUCCCUUCAGACUUCCAUCAUAACAGGUACACGUCGGAGUCCAGCGUGUCUUUGAACCGCUCUCCUGGCCAACCGUCGUCCUACCGCUCCGACGAGGAGCUCAUGGGGGUGCUGGACCUGCGGGGCGUCGGCAUGGACGGGGUCUCGGGUGAUCCCCUGUCCAAACUGCCUGUUCCUCAUAAAAUGGCAGUGUUGGCCACCAUGGAUGAGAUCCGCUGGCUGCUGCAGGAUGAGAUCGUCUCAGCUCUACGGCACUCUCGCAUCAUCAACACGUCCACCCUGCAGAAGGUGGCCAAUCACGUGUGCCGCUCCUGCGGACGUCCACGAUGCCACUACGAGGUGGUGCCCCUGCAGUUUGUGUUUGGGCCCGAGCAGUCGCUGGAGAAGUUCAAAGAGGAGUUCAGGCGCCUGUCCUUCACUGGUUAUGUUCUGAACGGGGAGCAGGAGAACUUCCACUACAUGUCCCUGAGUCGGCUUCACCCUCAAAGGCUGCAAGCGGUCAAGCGCCUCUCAGAGAGCACCGCCUUCUCCAGGGAGCAGACCAAUCACUGCCCUGAACCAGAGGAACCUGCCAGCACCCAGGCCAGUAGCUACUCCCCACGCAAAGCUCCUGAGGUCAAAGCUGAUGCAGAAAGCAGGGAGGUGGAAGCUGAGCUCCUUCAGACGCACAGCGAGGGGAGGAAGGAGGAGGAGGACCGCCGAGCAGGAGCGGCAGGAGCAGCAGGAGGGGAGGCGGCAAGCGAGCCUCUCCCUGCGCCCGAGACGGGCAGCGAAGCGGGCCGGGCGAAGGCUCUGGGGCGUCCAGACUCUGAGGAGGUCCGCUCCCAGAGCUCGGCCACCAGCAGCACGGCGCAGCUCCAGGCCAGCAGCAGCACUGACCGCUCCUCGGAGCACACGUCGCCCCCCAAAACCCCCUCCGCCGUCAGCCUUGCGGAGUCUGUGCAGUCCACCACUCACAGCAGUGGGAAGCUUCGGCCCAGUCGCGUGCAGAGCGUGGUGUCCAGUCAAGGCAGCCUGGACUCAGACAUGUUGGGCUAUGACGGGGGGAGCAGCGACUCGGAGUGCGAGAGUCCCACCCUGGACGAGCAGGAGACCCAGAGUCCACUCAUGCCGGACUUCUGGCUCCUCCUCAAGAUCCACCAAGACCGGGUGGAAGUCUUCUCCCACUCAAGGAGUCUGAUCGGGGGGAAGGAGGGAGGAGGCUCGGGGGAGGAGGAAGAGGAGGAGAUCCCAGAGUACCUGAGGCUACAUCAGCUGCUCGUGAGAAAGAUCGGCGAGAUCUGCCGCAUCGUUAACCAGCGCCUUCUGCUGCAGGACCUUCACGACAGCCACGUGUGCAACUCCCUCCUGGUGGCCGAGAGUGAGGAGGAUAUCUGGAAGAACGAGUCCCUGUACAGACAGAGGGUGGCAAACUCCGAUGACUACAACGCAGAUGAGAGCUACCAGCCACGAGACUACCUAGCGGCCAACAUGCAGUUCAUUCCGGGCCACUUUGCCUGUGAUGUGGUGUGGAGCACGGUCAUUCACAUUCACCCCCGACUAAAGAUGGGGCCCAACAUGGGCGUGUCCCGAGCCAUCCAGGCCCUGCGGUCUGUGCUCAGUGCUUUCUGCGUGGUCAACAGGAAGAACAUGUUCGUCUACCAGGAGCGCACCACCAAAUCCGUCUUCUACCUCAGACUCUCUGAGACGUCCCAGACAGGGAAGUACUCCGACCUGGAUGGCAACCUGCACAUGGCACGCUCUAUGGGCUUGGCCCGCAGCCAGGAGCCCCUCUACUCCGAGGACCUCACGGGGUCCCGCUCCUCGCUUGAGGGCUCCAGACCGGUUGGACAAGUGGACAAACACAUCCUCCUGCUGGUGCAUGGUGUGGGCAGUGCAGGUCCUGAGAUCACAGACGAGCUAGUGAAGGUCCUGCGUAAGCGUCUGGAUGAGGCCACGCUGGACAUCAUCACGGUGAUGCUCGUCCGCAACUGCAAACUGACCCCGGCUGAUGUGGAGUUCAUCCAGCCCCCUGGUUCCCCAGCCACGGAGGUGAUGGAGUUCUCCCUGCCCCAGUACUCGCUGUGCUGGUUGCCGGCUGUGGCCCACUACCUCAGGCAGAACCUGCUCAUCUUCUUGCACAUCCCCAAGUACACCGACAGCAACAUGGAGCACCACUUCAAGCACUACUUCCACUUGAGCAGUGAGCUGCCAGACUCCGACCUCUACCUCUACAACAAGCCUGGAGGCCAGGGAACCGGAGGAAAAGGUAUCGCCUGCAUUGCCCUGUCCUUCGUUGAUGCGGAUGGGCGCCCCCUACAGGUCCCCGCGCAGGAUGGCACGUCUCCCCUCAAAGGAGGAGACACCUCGACCAUCUCGCUCGAUCCUGACCAGUUUGACCUGCUGACCACUGUGGUCAAGGUGGAGCCCUCCCACAGCCAAGUCCCAGGUCCGUAUGUGCGCGUGCGGUUCGACGUGUGGGAGCAGGGGAACGUCAGCCCCCUCCAGCUGACGGACAAGCUGCGUGGUGCCCUGCGCCAUGCCCUCUGUGACGUGGUCAUGGAGCUGCGGGUGCUGCCCAACCCCCUGUGCCAGGAGACGUUCUGCCUGCUCGCCAGCCCGCCCAGGGACGAGACCAAUGGUCUGCUCACUCUGCCCCAAGCGGCCGCUAAGGAGGUCAGGGAGGUGCGCGACAGCCCCCGGCGCCUCAGCGGGACUCAGAGCCUGCGGAGCAGCCCCUCGCCCCUCACCCUCAACCCCCUCGGCAACACCGCCACCCCCAGCACGGGCACCAGCACGCCCGAGUCUACCACCCCCACCGGGAAGACAACGCGACGCAGCUUCUGGGAAAUCCUGAGCAAGCCGGACUCGUCGGAGCUGAGCAGUCCAAAGACAACAGACGACAUCAUGCCGGAGCGGGGCGAGGACACUCGGGCCGGACGGCGCCGCCACAAGACCGAGAUGGUCAAGCAGCAGUGGAGCCAGGAGCGGAACGUGGCUGUAGAGUUGGAACAGGCCCAGAGGAGGCACGUGGUGCAGCUGGAGGAGGGGGAUGUUGGGACGCUCCACCCCACCUACCACCUUACCUAUCAGCCCUGGGUCGUAUUCAUGUCCAAGAUGGGCUGUCCGUCAAUACAGCAGUGCACGGCCGAGAUCACCUCUCACUUCCUCCUGCCCUCCAUCCUGGCCGAGAUCGCCGGCUUGGUCAGCUCUCUGGCCAGCGACACGGUCGUGAAGGUUUUUGAGAGAACAAGUUGUCCCCAGGGAGACAUCUUUGUUCCCUUGCCUCACAUCCAGCACACUAGCCAGGCACCUGCGUCUUCCAGGAGCUUCAUGCUCAUUGGACGGAAUUUCCACCAAUGGCAUUGUAGCACAGAGCUACAAGGCUCCUUCCAGGACGACAGUUCAGAUGAGGAAAGCCCUCCAGUGCUAAAUAGGUUCACACCUCAUAAGGGGCUACAGCGCUUCGAGGCACUGGAGCAGAGCGACUGGUACAGCCCGGGGCAGACUGCGAGGGGGGUGGCGCCGCGACAGAGGUUCCUCCACAUCCACGUCCUGGAGAAGAAGGUGACGCUGUAUGCGUAUAACUGGUCAGUGGAUCUGGGCGCGUCCCUGAACCGUGGCCUGGUCCGGCUGGUGCAGUGGCAGAAUGCGCGGGCUCACGUGAUCAACUGCCUGCUCAACCAGAAAAUGGGCCUCUUCCACCACUACUGCUUUGCAGACAUACCGGCCCACGAAGACCUCAAACAAGAGCCCAACUCGUUCCUGAACUCCACCAUGGAGGCGGAGGCGCUGCUGCGGAGCCCUGUGCCGCCGGUGCCCAGCAAGGAGCAGGGAGGUCGGCUGGGCAGCUCGUCGCGCGUGCUGGCCCCUCUGCACUUCCCCUCGGACCUGGUGCCCUUCGACGAGGCGCUGCGUGACGUGGGGGCCCUGCGGCCGCUGGCCAGCUCCCAGGACGGGGGGGCCGACGUCGUGGCCCGGCACGGGGCUCAGCUGCUCGACGUCAAGGCUGCGGAGCGCAGAGAGAUGGAGAAGCAGUGUAAGAUUGAGAACCUGUUUGUGACGUGGCAGCAGAGGUCAGCCCAGUCCAACAUGCCCAUAUCGGUGGCAGAUCUGGACACUCUGAAGCAGUCGUCUCGACUGGUGCACUACUGUGCUACUCCGCUGCUCUUUGACCCCAUCUUCCGCAAACAGAUCCAUGAGGAGCAGACCAUCCAGCAGCCGCCUGUCAAGCGGCGGCACAGGUCCAGCGACUCGGCGGCGUCGGGCCGGGACCGCAGCUACAGCACAGACUCGGCGGAGACGCUGCCCAGCCGCCUGCGGGAGGAACCCUGGCUGCAGGACAUCUCCAACACCUUCCUGCAGCAGUACGUCCAGUACCUGCAGAGCAUGGGCUUCAUCCUGGUGCAGGUGCGGCCGCAGUCCCCCGCACGCAGUAUUGCGCGAGCUCGAGCAGCCAUGCUUAGCUCUCUGUCCACGGAGGGCAGAGGCUCCUUCUCCUCCUUCUCCUAUAACAAGCAAAAGAGCAACGAAGACAGCCCCAAGCAGCAGAGCAGCGGAUCAGGAACUACCAUCUACCACCUCCAGAGGGCGCUGCCUGGAGGGAUUGUGCUGAUGGAGCUUGCCUUCCAGGGAUGUUACUUCUGUGUGAAGCAGUAUGCACUGGAGUGCUCACGCAUCCCAAUGGGACAAACGGUUAAUUCCCAGGGCUCCCUCCUCUCCAAAGUGCGUAGCCGGCCCUUCCCAGACUCCAGCUCUGGCUCAGACUCUCAGCUCUCCAUGCUCUUCACGGAGGAGUGUGAUAAGGUGCGGGACCUGAUGCACGUGCACUCCUUCAGCUACGACUUCCAUCUGCGUGUGGUGCACCAGUACCUGCUGGGCUCGCACAUGACCCUGCGCCAGGGCUACCAGCUCACCUGCUUCCUGGAGGACUUCAUCCGACACCACCCGGACAUCCCCAAGUUCGGACGCAACCACGUCUUCCAGGGGAGCUUCUCCAUCUCCACAGGGAUGACCACAGCUCACCAGCUGUAUAACUACAUCACGGACCACGCUGGCACCUACGGCAUGAAGCCCCUGCGCAUGUCCAAAGCCCCGCCCGCCCCCGAGAGCAAGAAGGGGGCACCCAGCGCUGACCUGCACGAGUACGCCCUGGUGGCCCUCUGGAACAGCUCAGGGACGUUUAAGGACCUUGACGGCCUGCGUCACCAUGACGACUUUGACGUGUCCCUGCUGGUGUGUCACAACGCGGCGCCGUUUGAGGAGCAGUCAGAGGGGGAGAGGCACCUGCUCAGGUUGCGCUACUAUGUGAUUAUGACAAGCCAGCGUGAGCUCUUCCCAAGGCUGACCGCCGACAUGCGGCGCUUCAAGAAGCUCACGCAGAUCCACCGCGACCCAGUCUCCGGUAACACCGUCUCCGGUAACGCAGCCAGCCCCGACCCGCGCCUGCCCACCGACUGCCCCCAACCCGCUCGGGGUGCCCGCGACUCUGAGUCCGACCUCUGGGACGAUGCCUCCUCCACCAUCCCCACCUCCCUCAGCACCACCCCGACGCUCUCCUCGGCCGGCGGCGACGGCUCCUUGGACCCCGCACCGGCCCAGGACGGAGGCCCCGAGACGGGCCUGACGUACGUGUCGUCGUCGCCCCUGUUCCCCCUGCUGAGCUCGGAGGUGAGUGCGGCGCACCGCAAGAUCCAGAGCAGCGUGGAGCAAGCCAUGGGUCACUGCCGGAGGGACAACCUGUGGCGCCGGCUCUUCCACGGCGAGCACCUGGCCUCCGACAAGCUCAAGCUGAGCAAGCUGGCCUUCGCCGAGCUCGAGGAGCUGCUGCAGGCCGUGCAGAGCCAGUCUGUGGGAGAGGUGGACCCGCAGCUGGACUGCUUCCUGACCAUGAGCCCCAGCUGGUACCAAAGCCUCAUAAAGGUGCUCCUCACCCGCUUCCCCCAGAGCUGCAGGCACUUUGUGGACGACAGUGGCAUCCAAUACCUGGCUGUUCUGAAUCAAAAGUUCACCGACUGCUUUGUGCUGGUCUUUCUUGACGCCCAGGGGCAAAACGAGUCUAAAGGUGGUGUUCCGGGAACCCCUCCCCACCCAGCAGCCGUCCAGCACAAGUCCCCCGCCACAGCUGGUCUCCAUGUACCACCACCUGGAGUCAGUGGUCAAUACCGCCUGCUUCAACCUCUGGACCGGCCUCCUGUGAAGAGGCGGAGAGGGACAUGGAGAGGGAGGGAGGUGGAGGGGGGUAUGGGGUGUGGGGAUGGAGAGCGCUGGAGUGGGAAUUGUGGCUUGCCACUGUUGUCAGAUGUUAAACUGUGCCGCGGGUAUUAAGUGUGUGUGUGUGUGUGGUGAGU